Molecule: messenger RNA, 1062 nt
Organism: Gongylonema pulchrum
Lineage: Eukaryota; Metazoa; Nematoda; Chromadorea; Rhabditida; Gongylonematidae
Source: the annotation of a GenBank genome assembly
UUGGGCUACUUAUCCGAUGAGUUCGAGGAACAUUCGUCAAGCAGCCAUCUUCGGUCGGUAUCUCCGCAUGUUCCUAGCAGUGGUACUCGGUCUCCUCGACGAACCAGCAAAUCACCACGACCGCAGAACAACAGCACAGAAACAGACGAAAACACUUCGCCGCAGUGCAAUGUUAUCAAGGAUUCAAGACCGGAUAUAAUUGCUUGGCCAACACCGCCUAAUGCAGCAAAUGGGAACAACAGCAGCAAUACUGGGAGUGGCCAGGAUCGUUUCUCUGAAGAACCUACAAAACUACUUUCUAUCCUGAAAGUCACAUCAUCAAGUGCACCAAGAGGAAGAGAAAGCGAACUAAAGAAGAAGAUACAAACACUUGAAGAUACGGUCGCUGAGUAUGAACGGCAAAAAUACAAUGUUAUGGGCACAUUCAGUGAAUAUAGGGAACGCGUGGCGGAAAGGGAAAGGAAGUUGGAAGCAGAAUAUUCCAGCAAAAUUAUAGCACUUAGCGAAGAGGUACUUGGGGCAAAGAAAGAUUUUGAAGCUCGAAUGAAAAGCUUUCAAGCGCUACAGGAUAAAUUUGAGCGUGAAAAAGAACAAGCGCUUGAAAAACUGCGGCAGGAACAUCAAAAAGAAAUACAACUGUUGGAGCAGCGCUUUUCCGAAUCACAGUUGCUUAAUUUGGAACAAAAGUAUAUGAUUGAAAUUCAACGGCUAGAGGAAGAGCGUAAAAGUUUGAAAGCAGAAAAGGAGCGACUAGGCGAAACAUUCGAAACGAAACUACGUAGGGCUCAGAGUUUAUACGAAACUGAGCUAACGGCUGCUAAGAUGCUCUAUUCAAAGGAGCUUGAGGCGUUGCGUGAUCACGAAGAGGCUCUAAAGGAGGAACUUCUUGCAAGGCAGGAUGAAUUUCAUGAUCGUCUGCAGGAGCUGCAGCACCAAACGAAGCGAAGUCGUGAAGAACUGGCCACCUGUAAAAACGAGGUGACUGCUCUUGAAAAACGACUACAAGUGAAAGAAGCGGAAGUUGUCGCCAUAUCGAAAGAGGUAAGCACUGAAAAUUUUUGA